UCCCGUUUUAAAGCAUCGACAUGUGUAAGCCCCGCCCCGUAUGUGCAACAGUGACGUUAUUACGCGUUAUUCCCAGCACACACCGCGGCACGCCAUCAUCUUGAGACUCAGAGCAAGAUGGCGGAUAAAGCAGUGUCCCUGGCUGAGAAGAGGCUCAUGGAUGUCAAGCUUGGGCAGCUGCCAUCCUGGCUCGGAACAAGAGACUUUACCCCAAAUGGACUUCUUGGUGGAGUUCGCAGAGGAUAUGAGAGGUAUUACAACAAGUACAUCAAUGUGAGGAAAGGUGGCAUUGGUGGCGUGGCCAUGUUUCUUGCUGGUUACAUUGCCCUGAGCUACCUUUGGGAAUAUGAUCACAUCAAACACGACAGAUGGAGAAAGUACCACUGAAGCCCAAUGGACCAGGAGGCCACUCAGAUCUCUCUUCUGCAGCAGUGUGAUCACAGCACCUCUCAGCGUUCUCUGUUUGUGAUUAUUGUGACCAAUAAAAUAAUUGCAUUUAUUUAAA
Messenger RNA from Misgurnus anguillicaudatus (oriental weatherfish), 505 nucleotides. RefSeq names its product ATP synthase membrane subunit f (gene atp5mf). Gene Ontology annotation, molecular function: proton-transporting ATP synthase activity, rotational mechanism. The record is from RefSeq and is a predicted model, not a curated record. NCBI's taxonomy places the organism in Eukaryota, Metazoa, Chordata, Actinopteri, Cypriniformes, Cobitidae. Gene Ontology annotation, cellular component: proton-transporting ATP synthase complex. Gene Ontology annotation, biological process: proton motive force-driven mitochondrial ATP synthesis.